This is a messenger RNA of Antrostomus carolinensis (chuck-will's-widow), 798 nucleotides long. RefSeq names its product neuromedin U (gene NMU). Gene Ontology annotation, molecular function: neuromedin U receptor binding. The transcript has 10 exons. The annotation marks the transcript as partial. Gene Ontology annotation, biological process: positive regulation of smooth muscle contraction; positive regulation of synaptic transmission; neuropeptide signaling pathway. Lineage: Eukaryota; Metazoa; Chordata; Aves; Caprimulgiformes; Caprimulgidae. Gene Ontology annotation, cellular component: terminal bouton. The record is from RefSeq and is a predicted model, not a curated record.
CUCCUCCUCCUCGCCUCCUCCAUGUCUGCUUGCAAAGGGGCACCGAUGCCAUCCCAAGCACUCGAGGCACGUGAGGAUUUGCAGCUGUGGAAAGAGAUAGACGAUGCAUGUUCUGCCUACCUGUCCACAGAUUCUCAGCCUCAGGUGUCCAGUCCACUGGAAGAGCUUUGUUUUUUGGUCACGGGAUUUCUCCAGAAACCACAGGGUUUAGAUGAAAAAGACAACACCAAAAGGUUCUUAUUUCAUUAUUCUAAGACUCAUGACUCAGGCAACUCAGACAUCAUGUCGUCUGUCCUGCAUCCUUUGCUGCAACUUGUUCCCCAGCUUAAUGAGAGAAGACUGAAGAGAUACAAAGUGGACGAUGAACUUCAAGGACCCGGAGGGAUUCAAAGCAGAGGCUACUUUUUCUAUAGGCCACGCAAUGGAAAGAGAUCAGUGGAUUUUCGCUAAGGAGGAUUUUAGAUUCCUGACCUAGAACUAAUGCUGCAGGAAUGCUGAGUACAUGGACAUCCUGUUUUCCUUACAAAAAAUAUUUGUUACUAAUGUACAAUUAAAAAUCACUAGAAUGUAAAUGUUCUUAAACUAGAUUCUGUUAAGGAUUCAAAAGCUCCUUUACUUUCUUGAUUAUAUUAAAAGCAUAUUAAAACUGUUUGUUUCCUAGUGUUAUGAUUACAAUUGUGUGUAAUGCAACUGUAAAAAAGUCAGUGUGAGCAUGCAACAGACAUUGCCUCUAACAACACUGUUAUGUACAUUUAUUUUCCAUUAUAAAUAAAGGCACUCAGAAAGUUGUUUUAAUGA